Bombus terrestris (buff-tailed bumblebee) is the source of this 17306-nucleotide messenger RNA. RefSeq lists its product as uncharacterized. Lineage: Eukaryota; Metazoa; Arthropoda; Insecta; Hymenoptera; Apidae. The transcript has 2 exons. Gene Ontology annotation, cellular component: nucleus. Gene Ontology annotation, biological process: regulation of DNA-templated transcription. The record is from RefSeq and is a predicted model, not a curated record. The coding region runs from base 14143 to 15483 and encodes 446 amino acids.
ACACAGCAGAGUUCCGUUCGUUCACGCCCUAUCUCGUGAUAUCCAUUUACCAACGAAAUAAUUCCGAAAAUUCGCGGUCGAAACGUGAGAAAGCACACGUAAAAACAGGUCCCAACGAAAGAACAUCUCGGGUGAUCGACGAUCUAAUUAUUUUCAGUCUUUCCUCGUUUGUUUCCCUCUUCUCGCGGUAGUGGCCAACCCCCGGCGCAAAUCGUUCCUUUUGUAGCGGCUGCGCGUUAUCUAAAUCGCGUCGAAUAUUUCCACGGUAGCACGCUUAGAGAUCCGGUCCGCCCCCGGGCCAGUGUUCCCCGUUAAAAAGCAACUCGCGUAUCAAUUUCACGGGACAACGCGGUGCAUCGCGGGUAAUCCGGCGUGCUGGAUCGUCUUUUUGUUCCUGGCCGCUUAAUAUUGCUUGUCCUGCCGUAAUCUCCACCCCCGACACCCUGUUUCACCCCGACCGCCACCCACCGCGUUUCGCUCCACUACGCCAGCCACCCCCUUCGUCACAGUAGCGUAGACCACGAGAUUUUCUUGAACCGCCGUUUCCGUCGUUGCUCCGCACGGUGAAAGAACGACGAUCUCUUAACCCAGCCCAUAUAUUUCAGCAGUCGAGUUUUCCGUUUUCGGUGAUCGAUAUUUAACUACCACUCUGCUAUUUCUCUAUGAACUUUGGACAGAAAAUCUACAGCGAAAGUGGCGCUUUGUUCGUCCCUUUGUAAUAUUUUGCACGAUCUAUUCUGUUCCACGGAAAAUUUCCGACGAGUAAAUUUCACGGGAAAGAGGGAAGAACGAGGGGGUGAGAAAGUUCUGUCCCCGAUCAGUCGCGCCAAUGGCGGUCUUUUCGGUGUUUCGCCAUUGCGAAACGCCGUACUCCUGUGGUACUUAACGUAAGUACGUCGGAGUUCGCCGGAGAAAAUAAAGAAACCUCUCGAGUUUUCGCCUCGCCCGACCUUUUUCCUGCUGCCCGGCUACUAUCCUCUCAGUUUGCCCUCUCCCUCUUUCGCUCUGUCUCUCUGCACCGGGACAAUGUUAUUUUACGGCACGAUGAGUUUGAGCCUCUUUCAUCCGGCGACACGGUGCUCGCGCCGCGAUUCCGACGGUAAUGGUUGCCGUUGUCGACGACGCUGCUCUGCUGGUUUCUACCCAGCCGCCACACCCUCGCGACUCGCCCUCUGCGCACCGUUUAAUCUGAUCAACUGCGGAUUAUAUCGGACAGCACCCUGACGAGCAGCAGGAAAAAAUCGACGGCUGCGACGAUGUUUCUUUCGCUCUUGCAGUCUUUACUGAUUUCACGAUGGAAGAGAUUGGCGUGCUUGUUGCACGCUCUCUUCGACGUGUACGUCGUCAUUUGCACAGAACUUUUCAAUUUUCACGAAAAAGAAGUUGGAAACAUGGAUACGAGAGCACACGAUACGUCGUGAAAACAGGGAAAUUUCGUUGAAGAUAGAACGAGAUGGACGAGCGUCGCAACUAUCGAGGUAGCUAGAUGUGAAACACACAUUCGGUCGGUGAAAUUGCAGAAGGAUAGAGAAGUCUUGCUUUUUUAUUAGAUCAAACCGAGUGUGACCAAGCUGUACGUUUGACUUGACUCGGUCACUCGGCUCCUGUCCGAGCGAAUAAACGUCUCCGUGCCUUAUACCGAGCCUCCCCCUUUUCCCAGUCGCCAUCCCCGGGGCACUUUUUUAUGUCAUCGAGAGACCCUGCUGUCCCGACAGCAUUUUAUCGGGCAACGUGCUCGUCCGGGUUCUCAAUUUCACUUCUCGCCCUCGUACGUCUUCGAAUUCCACGGCGAAUAAAUACAUUUCUUACCGUGAAAUCGUCGAAAGAAUCUGUCAUGUAGAGUUUUUAUGUACGGAAUUAAAGUAAAUCUAAAAUAUAAAGAAACGAAUUAUUACAGAAUUGAUCUAUAGACUAGAAUGGAACUAUGUUAAGAUGAAAAUAUAAGAACAAGGUUUCAAACGAGUCUGAUCGACGAUCCAAAGCGUUCAAUAAAGAACACCGGUUCGAACAGGGUCCGUAAUAGCCGUUCCAUAUAUCGUCUCGGCACCUUUUCUCCGUCACUUAUUGCAACGGCGAUGGCGUCGACGUAACUCGAUUUUGCUUUCCAUCUGAGACGUUGAAGGUCCCUGUGGCCCGUUCCUCAAUAAGGCGAUUCUCUGACCCAAAUUGACUCCUAUUGCCGCUGGAAGAAUGAGUUUCGAGACGAUAUUUCGCUCGUUGCUCGUCAUAAAGGGACAUUUCCUUUGAAAAGAUCUUUUUUCUUACGACGAAGCUAACAAUAAGAAGCGGAUUUCUGUCCGAUUCUACUUUGUCUUUCACCACCGGGAGAGAUUAUUUUUGAGUGAACAUCCACGUGCACAGAGUCAGGGAUCCUGGCUAAUCGUUAAUAUUCCCUCGAAGGGAGUGCAAGUGUUCGACGAGCAGGCGUCGAUCCAGAUUCGGGAUUCUUAUCUGUCCACAAAGCUUAAUCCCUCCGAUGCGAAGGCGGUGGUGCGCUAAAAAGUAUUUUACGAGCUGCUUAUACGUUUCAGCGGUCACCCUGACACCGAAUCCAAUUUUCUAGAUACGAUCUUUAGUAGGGAUCAGGUGUUGGAAGUUCUCGGGAUCCCAGUGUGGUGUGUUCGCCAUUUGCAGCGCCACGCAGGAAGCAUAAUAAUUCUCUUGCAUUCCGCGUGGUCCGUUCCCAGAGGCUACCACGUCCAAACUAUUCCAUAUUUUUCCUGUCUUUUCUUUCUUCUCUUACCGUCGAAUACAACUCGCGAAUCUUCGAGGAAAUCGAGUAGCGAGUUUCUGUUCGGCGGUGUAUCGCCAUAUUUGAAUAUUUCUAGCAGCAGUCAGGAGAGUCGAGCCAGAUAAAAUGCUUUACGACGCCGAGGAAUUAACCCUUGAUUUCCGGGCAUUACUCUCACCGCGGAGUCUGCCGAGAUAAAGGGGUGGCUCCUUCCUUACUAUCUCCGCGACAUAAUGGCCGACGAAGGAGGGCACCGUUCAUGGCGAAAGAUAUAAUAGAGCCUCACCGUGGCUCUUCCACGGCCUCGUACACUCGCGAUUUAUGGUUUCUUUUAUUUAGGGGAAUAAUGGGUAAGGUUACCAGUCUUCGCUCGAACUUGGAGAUGCUAGACGAGGCGAGUCAUGAUCGUAUUCCUUGUUUUAAUAUAAGAAAGAAACCAGAUUUCGUUUUUCGAAUACGUGUCAUAGUUUCUUCGAGCAGAGCUUUUUUAGAACAGAGUAAAUAGCUUUUCACAUUCUAUCGACGUACCAGAGGAAUCUCAGAGAAUGGAGCAAGCGUUGCAUCGGUAGUACCGCGUAUCUUUGAUGACGCAUAGACGAUGCACUCUCGCGACACCUUGCGUUUCUCAGCGCGGAGGAGACGGAAGAAGAGUAUCCGGGUGGGUGUCAGGUCCGCCGCUUCUGUAUCAAUAUUCAUCAGCGUCCUAUGUUCGGUUGGCUCAAAUUCGUAGGAUUAGCCGGAAACUUCGCAUCGCUCCCUCCGCUUCUAUGCAAGCGUCGCACCGUUGCACGAGAGAGUCGACCUAACGAAGAAGGACGAAGACGGUCAAAGGGUUUAGAGUGAGAGAGAGAGAGAGAGAGAGAGAGAGAGAGAGAGAGAAAGCUAGGACGGUGGGAAGAGGGAGAGAUCGUGGCAGUCGCCGUGACGCUCCACCGCGGGAUUCUAAUCCGGGUAGGCGGGCGUGUGUGACGUCAUAUUGCAUAACAAUUAAUCAACGGGCGAUAACAGCUAGCCGGGUCGACGGAGUGGGAAGCCCUGAUAAUCAUUUCACCGGGCAGCUUAAAGUGCCACUAGUUAACGCUAAGCCGAUUUAAAAGCGAUUUAAUAUCCGGAAUAAUAUACCUAGGUUUCCCUCUCUCUUUCUCUCUCACCAGUUCUAUCGCGGACACGCGGCUUUGCUAACACGACAAAAGGGAUCGCGCGCGAAUAGAUCCCCGUUUCAGUGUUCUUAAGAGGUGUUUCUUCGCUUCUCGCGAGGCACGUUCAGCUUUUGAAAUGUAGAAAGAUUCUUCCUCGCGUUGGCCGAGUAGAGCAACGUCGAUGGCCGCAAGCCAAACACAUUUCUCCUUUUGCGCUUUUUGUCUUGCUCCUCCUUCCUUUUUGGAUAGAAGCUACGUUUAAUAACAGCACGGAUUACGACCAAGCGACAGACGCAGGAUUUCUCAUGGAAAUUUAGGGACAGGUCCUUUGAUAAGGUCCUCCGUAUUUUGUAUGCAUGCAUCUUAACGCGCUUCUUUCGACACUAUAUCGCCAAUAAGUAUUGGCACCAGCCACAUGCUAAUGUAUAAUGCCGAUCAAACAACUGUUUAAACAGCACCGAGUUAAGUGCGUCCCAUUCUUUCGCGAGCAUCCCUUCGCCCCGUCGCCAGUCUUCCAUCGUUGACCGACGGGGUUGUUUUUGUCCCCGAGAACCAGUAGCUAUGUCACCCGUGAUUCUCGUCACUUUUGAAUCUACCGAACUCCAUCUUCUUUUCUUACCAGAGGAAGAAAUCGCGACAAGAUAACGAUAUCUCCGCUUGUGAUUCCAGUCAUCUCUGCUAUGCAAAGCUAGUUUCUUGUGCCAUUCUUCUACCAUUAUUUGCUUUUUGUCGUAUUUUGCUUUAAGUCGUAGAACGGACGUUUUUAUUUUAUUCUUUGGCUUUCGUUUGAUAUUCGAGUAAAAUUUCUUCUCGAUAUAAUCUGGUUAUCUGAGAGAUGCCGACGGCCAAUAGUUUCGCCGCGACGAGGUCGCAUAUAUCCCAUUUUCGUAGGCCGUUGAUUGAGGACAGAUGCACGAGCAGGGGAAGUGCACUGUGCAGUAUGGAUGAGGGUACAGUCGAUCACAAUGACCCCCUGAAAGUACAAUGGCGCACUAGCUCUCUUCGACGGGACCAAUGCCGACCCGAAAAUCACUCGGCUAUGACAAAGAGCUGUGUUCGCGCUGCCGCAAAUAUGUUGUAAAUACAGGAAUACACUGAGAGUGUCUCAUCGGGGCCAGACAACCCUGUUCGACUCUGUUCGAGCAUCAGAUAGCGCCUUGACGUCAUUACCAGAGAGAAACAUCCAAAGCUCUGUUGCCUUGGCCAAGAUUGGGAAAAUAUGUCGUUAACGAAACCUUCAUAAAUGCAAAUUCAACGUCUUAAUUCAUCCUGUUGAAAUUAAAGAGGAGCCAUUUUCUAGGUAGAUCUUAGAUUUCAACUCUACUUGUUUUUUAUGAUUGUCGAGAUAGAAAAUCAGGCAACGUUUAAUAAAAAGCGAAUGUAUGAAAAAACAAGUGAUGCGAUCGAUCUGCGUUCACGAAUGCGGCGCGGUUCGUUUCCAUAAAAUCUGUUGCUCGCGUUGCUGGGCGAAAUCCUAAUUAAACGGCAGAUUCGAAUUCGCCGGUGGUCCACGUACAAGCUUAAUCCCGGGAAAGCGCCGAUAAUAUCGAUCGAUGCGGCGAGUUAAUUAAAUUAAAAUACUCGUAUAAUAGCGUGCCAGAUGGCACGGCCAGAACAUACAACCUGGUAUUGAGUACCGGCUCACCCCUCGGCAACCCCCCGUCGUAAUACGUAACUCGUUUAGUCUUGCAGGUUGACGAAAAGAGUAAGGAGGGCGGAACUGCCGCGGGAUUUCGCUUGGCCAAAGCAUUUAACGCACCCCCGUGAUCGCUUUUUGCUGAUCUUUGAUCAAAAAAUCGCGGACGUUUCACUUUUGCCAUUGGAAUCUCGGUUUCAGAGAAACAGUACGAUACUUUGCUGAAUGGUUUUUUAUAAGAACAUGCGCAUAGUGAUGAUAAUGAUAAAAAAUGGAAUUCUAAUUGUUAUAAUCAUAACAUUUAGAUUCUGGUCUCUUAUAUUUUUUGAAUGGGAAAAGGAUAAAAAGAUAAGUAGUUGCGGCUCGUAGAUCCGUGAUGAUACUGACGGUCCUGAUUACCUAUUUACCAAUGACAAUCGAAUGGUUAUUUAGUUUCAUGGGGUGAGAAUCGAACCGCAGUUUAGCAUUACGGAGGCCGAAGGCAGGUCGUUAGCGGCGUUGUCGCAACAUAUGCGCUCGGCAGGCUCCAUAUGGGCCACCAUGGACCCAAAUAGGCAGCCCCCGGAGCCAAAGUACCGUACCCCAUCAAAAGGGAUCGAUACCGUUUCGCUCUUUAAUCGGUCAGAUUUUGCGGCUUUCCACAGUGUUUUUCAAAGAUUUUUAUAAUUAACUACGAGGGUUAAACAUUCUCCGUAAAAAGUUUACGACUCAUGUUCAUUAGCUUCAUACGAAGAAAAUUAGAUUAUCGUGAAAACUAUACAAACGCUUUGUAAAUAUUUCAAACUGCAAGGAUUCAAAAAACCGCAAGAAAGAAAAGUACCUUUCUCAAACAUCUUACGGAGGAUGAUGCAGAAAAGCGCGUGGAAUGCUAAGAAAGGCUGAGAAUAAAGAUAAUUCGGGUGGUCCAUGGUUUCCAUCGAUUCCCAUAAGCAUUGCGGUCGUCGGAGAUUUUAAAUGCAACCAUAUGAUGAGGGCGGCUAAAAACAUGGUAUUUUCUCUAACCAUCGCGCAACCGGAGACGAGGGCCACGGAUGAGUUUGUGCGGCAAGUGCACGCAUGGUGCGUACACCAUGAAGCAGAAGAGACCCCCACGGAGAGUGUACGGGCAGUGAGCAGGUUGACUAGCUUUGUUCGUGCUCGAUGAUGACGAUGGGGUCGGUCUCCGCACAGAUGGGCCGCUAAUCUCAUUGAAAACUCAUGAGGACUCUCAGAGUGGGGGAUGGACCAACGGGGGGAGGUGAGCCAAGGGCUGAACCCUGCCCUAGAAGUCUCUGUAAAGUCUUUGCAUGGGGGCCAAGCACCGUGCCAACCACCAUAUGUCCUACGUAUGUAUAUGCGUGCACGUCUAAACGCAUGAUGCAUGCUUACGAGAAUAUGUCGCGUGCUUUCUUUCUCCGCUCACCAGGAUUGUGCUAUGUACACGAUUAUACGAUAUACUAAUCGUUGCGACCUUAAAAUUUUUCUAUCGGAAGAUCUUCGCUUAUGUAUACCAUAUACAUUUCUUAAAAUUGAUGCCCAUCUUCAAUCGAGAUCAUUCUUCUCCGAGCCAUUCGAUUACCUUGCUAAGCUGGGUUUAUAUACAUAUUUAAGGUCGUGACCAACGUUAAGAUCAGCGGAGCAUAACUCCGUGCCGGCUGGCCCUCUCAUGCAUAUUCCUCCGGUUUAACAAACACUCCGUAGAGACGUGGGCAAGAGAAAGAGAGAAGGGUCGAGGCGGAAAUACAGAAAUAGUAAGAGUAAAGAGCGAAAGGGGUAUAGAGAGAGAUAGACAGACCCGGCACGCACUCCUCGGGCAUACGGGGUUGCUUUACGAGCGGACAACUAAGGUAUGCUCCCGGUUUCAUCCCCUGCUCCUCCGGUAUAAUCGUGCUUUUCGUAACGUGGCCGGCGCUGCAACGGGCCAGAGGUUUUAUACCUUGGUUUCUCUGUCGGAGUCAGUGCAUCCACCGUGACCGAGUCCGUCGCACUUGCUGCCCUUACGGAAUACGCUGCGCGUAAACUUUCGGAACCGUAGUCAGAUAUCCAAUACCUGGUGCUCCUCCUUCGUAUUUUUUUACGAUAAAGAAUAUUCUUCUUAUGCUUUCUUAUAAAAUAAGAUUUUUAUAUCUGAAGGAAGAUGCGUGGUAAUAUUUAACGACACGUGACGUAAUGAAAACGUCAUAUUUUUUAGUUAAUUCAUGAACUUUGCAUUUUGUAAAACCUGUUGCUUUAAACGUCCGAAGCAUUCAUGGCAGAUUUAAGAAUCAGUCUCGACAUUUGUACCGCAUUCAUUUCCGUGGAGACGCAGUUGAAUGAUCAGGUAGGAAAACAUUGGACAGAGGGUUGAUCUCCGAGGAUCUGACGUGAUUGCUUCUGACAGCGCAGUUAGGGGCGAUGAACGGACGAUUGGUGGAUCGAAAGAUAGCGAAACUGAAUACCCUGCACAUAUGCUUCGUUCUAGCUGUAACUAUGAAAUAUGUUGUUCGGUAUCUAAUCGUAUCUAUCGCUACACCUUUAAUCGACGUUUUAAUUAGCCGUUUUCCAUCCACUGAAUCUCGAAUGAGGGGACAAAGGAUCCGAUUUAAAGCAAAAAGCCGAAAACCAUCUUAUCGUGGUCGAAUUCCUCGAAGUCUCUGUUAAUUUUUUCUGAGAUACCCAGGUGUUUGCUACAUUUUCGCGGAUCUGGCACGUCGAGGCAGCUCGGGAAUCAGGACUCGGACAAAUUACACGCGGGACAGACUUAAUCUAGGUUCGUUUCUCCUGGGAACGCCGAAAGAGAAUCAAAGUCACAUCUGUGACGUUCAGAACGACGCCACGGUCGUCCUGGGUCUUCUCGCUGCAAGAUUGAUGACGCCUCCCGCGCUUUCUCACCGUUUCCAGUAUUCUCUUUUGCGGGCAUAGCCGCCGCGAGACAGCAGGAGAAAGGAAGAUGCGAUUUCUCCGUUGCAAAUGAGACGUCUCCGAGCGGGAAGCUCGUCUCCGUGUCAACUGAGCCCACUGACAAAUGUUCCGUGACAUUGCACUCGAAACAAUCUUUGUCACACUCACCUGUCGUAAGAUAAUUAAAUAUUUCAGUCUUGGGAAUCGAGACAGCGAGAUCCGACAAUGAAAAAUAAUGUAGCAAGGCGAGAGAAAUACUCGUGGAAGUGCGAGAGUGAUUUUUUCAAAGAAAAAAAUGUUUAGGUGACGUAGAACUUAACAAUACGUGAUAUUUAAAUAGUAGGUAUUAAUAGUAGGUAAAUGGAGGUAGAAAUUUAAAAUAUAAGUUUAUCGUUAUUAACUAGCAGAUAAUCUAUAGAUAUCUGUAUGUCGAUCUUUGAUAUUUUAGAAUAUUUUCGUCCCAUUAUUCUUGCCUUUAACUACAUCCCAAACGAUCCUUUCCCUCGUAGGAAUUUCCUCGAAAGCUACAAAAUCUUCGUUCAUUUAAAAAUUCGACUUUCACUCUCCGUUCUACAGCCAACGUUACCGAUAUCGUCUCAGUUGCCGGUUUAGGAAGCGGAUUCUCUUCAGAGGGAAGACUCGAGGGUCUGCGGCAGGGUAGCGCAGGGUCUACGCAUCGUCCAUCAUUCGCUGAAACGACGAAACGCUCGGUAGGUUCGGGUUUUCAGAGAGCGGAGCAGAUCUGCAUAGCGAGUCGGCAUCUCGGGACGAGCGAGCUAAGUGCGGGAUUAUGCAAAGCAGCGGCCAUACAGUAUAAAAAUACGGAGCGACUCCGCGCCAUCUUUUCCGGACCAUUCUAAUAACUCCCUUCUAUCCAGCUUCCUCCAGGCCUCUAGCUACCUUCCUCGACCUCCAACCCUCCUCGUUCCCUGGCGCUGCUCGGCCUGCGUCGACGACCAUGGGGGAAUCACGAACCCGUGCACGCGGAACGGACACCCCUCUUCCAAGAUUUCGGCAAAUAUAAUCGUAAAGCCGUCGACAAGACCGUCGCGACGCCUGUGCAUUGCAUCUACGCGAUCUUCGGUGUUCUAUAAGGCAUUCUUUGUUGUUUCGUGGCUCUUCUUUUGUCUAUUUUUCUUAAUAGAAGUAUACAAAAUGAAGAUCAUUCUUCGAGAUACGUUGGAUUACACGGAACUGCUUCCACACGAUUAUUCAUUGUGAUUAAAUCGGCGUUAAGGGGUGCGCUCUUAAGAGCGCAUCGCGUUCGCGCGUCGAUGCCAGUCACGCCGAUGAUUAAUGACCCAUGAAUAUUUACGCGUGCCAUUAAUUUGUAUCGUUUGAUUGGUUGCUUCCUGCACACGCCAGACCAUAAUUCGUAUACAUCGGAUCGUCGGGAUUUACAAGCUCUCGAUAUCUUUCGAUUUUAAAUCACCGUUAUCAGAAACCUUCUACAUAGAAUUCCUACAUCUGAUCGGGUCAAUCCUGAAAUCCGAGGGUCGCGUACGUUUCGUGGCGCCUCGCCACUUAAAUUCUGAAACUUCUCGCCUAGGCGACUCACGUUUUCCGCGAGCGAGGCGCGAGAUAGCGGCGUCCGAUAACGCCCGGUUGGAAGUCGCAUUAAUUUCUCUCGGUCGACUCCCCCUCUGUGUGCCAGUGGUAGAAACGCGACAGGGGGAUGGUACGGUUCUAUCGAGGGUUGUGGGGGCUUGGCGUGUAGGUAACGGCACGCAGAAACGCUUCCUCGCCGGGCGUUUAGGUAAGGUAUUCACGUAACACAUAAGCAACCGCCACGCGCAGCCCACCGUGUGCACAGAGAUAAGAGGCGAAGGUGGCAUCUUAGGUGGCACUUCGAAUAGAAUUAAAUUCCCCGAGCAACUGCGGAGCAAGUCGAUAUCGUCUCCGGAUGAUAUCAACAAGAGCGAUAGAGAAGAAGGGAGGACAAACUUCUCUCCGCCAUCCUGUAAACGCGCAAAGUGAAUUCGAAUUUCGUCGGAGACGUUCGGUUGUUGCGGUAGAUUUCGAAGCUACGGAUCAAUGUCGUUGCAGUUUUGAUGUUAGCCAAAAGAUGCUGCGGGUGGGCUUUGAUCGAUGUUUAUUUGCAACCCCUUAUUGCGGAGCCGAGUGAUCACAGUUUGAAACAACGCUACGGUUGAAUGCGAAGAUUCGACUUGGAAGUUUGAUUGGAUAUAACUUUAUAACUUCCGCAAACGUUAUCACAAAGUUCCUAGGAAGAUAAUAUUUGGAUAUAAAAAUAAUUGGCAAUUACGUCAAGCGAUAAAGCGAGAUUGCGAAGAGUCUGGAUAAUAAGCUGGCUCGUCAUGAAGCUGUGCCACUUUUUGGAGGGCGAUUCCAGGAAUUAAGACAGUCAGAAACAUUUGAUGGCUCACUUGGUAUGCAUGGUUCCGCUUAUAAGUCAAGAAAUUGCUCAAGCGGCCGUAAAAUCUAAAUCUCUGGUACUCGUCGUCAGGGCUGCGUACCUCUUCCCCUUUCGCGGAUGACGUACACCGCGGCCAGCUAUUUUCGAGAACACUCUGAUCCUCAUCACACAUUCAAUUUAUCAAGGACUCAAGAUGUACUGCCCUGUUUUUUCGAGCUGUACAAAUCGUUUGUUCAUUUAUUUUUUUUAUUGCCAGAAGACAUGCAGAAAUUGGACUUUCCAAUUUGACUGGAUACCGCGGUUUUGUAAUAUUUUUCCAACUUUCGCAAAUCCUUCGAUCGACUAAUCUUUAUUCGAUCGACUUAAGUCACGUUUCAUUCGUGCUAUAUGGGACGCAAUUCCACAGAUUAUGGGUCACGAUUUUAGCAAGCUUCUGAAGAGGUAUGAUUGGCCUAGGGACGUAUCUCGAUGGGAUAUUUCCUUGAAACGCGGCGAGCUUGUAUGCGACCAAUGUGGAUGCCGGCUUUUAAUGGAAAAUCGACUGCGCCCGGGGAAGCCCGCUGGAAGAGAAUCACGAUGAUUCCGUGAAAUAUGGAGGCAGGAGCGAGCAGGUUUUCGACGGAGCCGGUAAAGCUGCGCAGAGUGCUGGGGCUGCGUUAAUGGGUGAUUGAUAAACGACCUUCUCUCAUCAACUGCAUCGGCUGCAUAUUUAUCACCGGACAGACUCAGCAGUCCUCGUGUUAGCGUCAGCCAACUGGAAAGUAUCGCAAGAUAUUGCUCGGAAGCACGUCGAGUCGUUUCUCUUAAAAAGGAAUGAAUAAAUUAAACACCCAUUGGAUUUCGGACAUAUAUAGACUAGACGAUGUAGUUGAAAAUUAAUUCGAGUAAUCUUCUAGAAAUUUUCGCAUAAUUCAAUGCAGCAAUAGGGGCCAUACGAGCGAGUGGAAAGCUUUCUGCAAGGUGUCCCUUUGGUGAAGCAACGUUAGUGUUAACAUUCCCUGUUACGAUUCAGCGUUAACAGCUCACGCGUGUCAGUCACGUGCCGGUCGACCAGCGACCCUCUGCUCGUUUAACUCGGACGAAUUGGGCGUCGCGAAGUUGCCCUUUCUGUCCGAUUUGGAGGAUAACGAGGACAGAUGCCUGCGAAAUUACACUUAGAUGAUUCUCACGAAUCCGAGCCUUCACCUCUCUCGAUAAAACAAUAAGUUUUUCUUUUUUUGGUUCGUUCUUUAAAAAAAGAAAGGAAAAGACAGUGGAGAAAAGGUAGCAAGGAUUGUCGUUGGAGCGCAGUCAGUAGAGAAGCAUAAAGUGGUAUUAGGGAUUGGUAUAUCGCCAUCAGAAGCGCGCAGGGACAGGAUGCCACGAUCGGCAAUAAAUAUGGUUCAUAAGCCAGGAAUGGCUGGCGAAAGAUAUAGAAACGUUCCUAGACGUCCCGCUGCGAGUCGCGUGUCACACAUAACGUCGACGAAACGGCUCUGUCGACUUUACGACCACGAAUUAGGAUUAAACCCGGCUUGGACCGUUCGCCAUCAUCUGCUUCGUUGAUAGUCGAACGAUUCAAUUUAUUCCAGCCUCGAGAAAGUUCUCUUUUUCUCUUACUCGUGUGGAGCAACACCGGGAGAAAUGUUUAUAACGGUGGUUCGUCGUAUAAUAAUUAUUAAUCUGGUUGUAGUAAAUAAUUUCGAAACAGGGAAGCUGGGAAAAACUUAGAUACAGGUCAUUUCGUCUUCCGUGAUCCGCGAAUCUCCGCUGGGGUCGGCCAGUCCAAUCGAAAGGUCAUUACAACUUUUUGCCGACUCAAUCAAGAAGUUAAUGUCCUUUAACCUCUAGGCGUUCCCCGCAGAGUUCGCAGAAUCCCGGGAAUCGUGAGCGUAAGAACUCGACGGCUCUCACAUGCCGGGCAAAAUAGAUCACCAGUUUUAUGAUUGAUCGCCUAUUGGCUUCGCGUGCUAGCCAGCCUUUUUACUUCCUUUUUUUUCGCGAUAGCGGGUAUUAUUGCUCAAGCAUAGAACUCCAGCCUCACUCUGCUUCUUUUACUUGUAUCGUUCCGUUUUACUGUUUUUAUGCUUUAACAUCCCAUGAGAAAAUAUUGCAAAUAUUAACAAGCUUUGCCGAAUAAUUUUAAAUGAAAUUUGGUCACGAUGAAGGUGUUGGUAAAACAGUGGCGUUGAAAAGAUGAUAAAAAAUUAUGAUUAUCGGGUAGAAAUGCUUUCGUAAGAGCCGCAUAUCACCUGGAGGGAUCGUGGUAUUUAUCGAACUGCCGAGAAAUGGGAGGAAUUCGUCAAGAAGAUAAUCCGUAAAAUAAUGAUCUCUGGUGGCUCUGCUGGUACCUUCUGUCCGGUACGGUCAAUUUAAUGCACCUCGUUUCUCUUCGGUAACGAGGUGUUCAUAAGAUGACCAACUAAUAAACCACGAAUAGUCCUGAACUUCAAAAAUAAAGAAUUAAAAUCGAAAUGAUUCUCCAACGUCGUUGAAUCUAUAUGCAACUUUAUAAACGUUAAAGACGAGAAGAAAGAUCGGAGAAAAGAUUUCUCUCGAAUAGAAAAUGCUGGAGGGAAUGCUCGAAAAGUCGGGGCGAAUGAUCAUUGGCGGGAUAAUCGGGCACGGUGGAGGUCCAUCAGCGGAUUCGACGAGUCUGCCGAACGUCCAAUAUCCAGGAGAUCGACCAUAAAAAAAGGAGUCGAGGCUGGCGCGGGCGUUAAAAAUAUUCAAGAUCGUUUGUCAGGCUGAAUUACAGCCCCGCUCGGGCCCGCCAUCACCCCCAUUCCCUUUAGAUCUCGGGCUAACGGGGUAACGGGAUCCUGCGGAACGCGUUGCGCAACGUGGAGAGAGGGCAGAAGAGGAAAGAGUCGACGAGGACGGCUACGACGACGACGACGACGAUCCCGGGCACAUGUGUCGAACCUGAAAUAUGUAGGCGUGGUCUGGAUGGGACUAGCAGACGCGUCCCGACGACCGAAUAUGUUCACCCCGUUCGUACGCUCCACCCCCGUCUAACCCUGGGAACGUUGCCAUUGGCCGGUGCCACCCUCGUUGCGCCUCCACCUGCCACGCCGAGCUACCCUCCGCGGGAUUCUACCCCUAAAUACUGGGGAUGCGCGGCCGGUUCCCUCAUUUUAACGUGGUCCGCCGAUGCACGUUGUACCCUUGUCCUUGUUCUCUGUGUUUCUUCUUCGGUGUUACUGCGAUCGGAUCGCUCAUCUGUGCCGGUGUUAUCACCGACGCUUGUGAUUAACCUCAUGUUUGUUAUCCGAUGGAAGGAAACUGUGUGAACUGAUGUCUUAGACCAAGGAGGAUUGACACCCGAAGGGGGUGUGCAGCGUGGCUGAUACACGGUGAUUGCCGGAAGAGGAAUUCUCUGUUGGACGCGUGGUCCGGUCGAUCAUCCGGAGCGAGCAGGAUGACAAUGGAAGAUCGUACGAGUGGCAUCGACCGUGCCGCCCCCGCGACGUCUACGACGGCCACGUCGGGGUUGACGUCGUCCAGUCCUCCGUCUAUCAGCGACGUCACCUCCGACGCUUCGUAUCCUCUUCAGCGUGCUAGCAAGCGUUCCUUCGACGUGGCGUUCCUCGUCGCGCCUGACGAGAACCUUGCUCGUCGGCAGAGCGAGAAAAUGAGGAUGGUGUCGAGCAGGAAGGAUCGUAUUCGCGAAGAAAUAUCAACGGAAAACAUCUUGGACUCGGACAGACUGCCGCAGAAUCUCACGAUCAAGAACUACGACAACGACACCGGUGGUUCUGAUAGGAGGAGGAUGAUGCAGUGCACGGAGAACUCUUUAAGUCCUCCGUAUAUAUCUCCGAGAACGCUGACUCCGACGUUACCAGGUUUGUCACCUGAUACCGACACUCGGAGGUACGUCUCUGGCACCCGUCUACAGAAAUCACCUAGUCCACCUGCGUUUGCUACUCAUCAGUCGAUGUUAACCACUUGCCCGGAUGCGGUGGAGCCAAACCUGACUUGCAAUAAAGUUUACGAUACAGUUAUACCCUGUCCGACCGACAGACAUGGAGAAUCUCGAAGCGCGUUUACGAAGGUGAAUCUGACAGCACAAAGGAACGGUUUCAACGACGAUGGACAGACUUCGCCAAGAUCCUCCAUAUCGCCAGACGAUCGUACCGGAUACCAGAGCAGCGUCAGUCCACCAGUGGUACCACUGACAGCUACUACCGGAUACAAGUACGCGCCGUUUCCCACGAAAAUGUCUUAUCCUUUUCUAGUCAGUCCCGAGAGCAGUCAACCUGGUCUACUGGAGAAUUUGAAGAUACCCCAGAUUGCCCAACCACCCAAAGUACCCAGUCCAAAGAUACCCAGCUUCCGACCGGAUCUACCACCAGUUUAUCCGAAUUUGUCAUACAAUCCGAUCUCCGUAUUUCCACCGAUGGCGGAUGCGUUGACUAGACCGAGAUUUCUGGCGACGGCCGCUGGGGUGGCUGGUCUUCUGCCCUCGUCGUUCGCCGCGUUGACUCUGCCCGCGCAAAAUGUUUGCGCCAAGUGCAAUCUAUCAUUUCGGAUGACCUCCGACCUGGUGUACCACAUGAGAUCACAUCAUAAGAACGAAAACUCCGGUGAAGCUGCCAGAAGGCGAAGGGAGGAGAAACUAAGGUGCCCUGUCUGCGACGAGAGCUUUAGGGAAAGGCACCAUCUGACUAGGCACAUGACCGCGCAUCAGGAUAAGGAGAGCGACGCGAUCGUGGAUCAGGUCGAAGUGAAGAGACGAGCCACCACUGUUCACAGCAAGUGACGACGGAAAUCGUCGACAGAAGACACGAUAUUGACCAGUGGCUAUUCGUUUGAAAAUUAAGAUUGUUUCUUUUACGAAGGGGAGGAUAUGGAGUUUAAAUUUUAAGGACUUUGAGAACUUGGAAGGAGAAGUGAGAGAAUUUGUUUUAGGGGUGUUAUUUUUUAUUGUUAUUUUAUUAUAAGACUCGAUUAAUCUGUUUUUAAUUUGAUCAUUCAUCUAUGAGAAUUGAAAUUCGAUCGGACGAAGAUAAAUGCUCUUCCAGUUUUUUAAGAUAUCAUCUCCUAACAUACGUAGCUCGAUACACAGGAUCACUUAUUCUACCACAAACUCCUCGUUAACCAAAUAUUCACGAGAUUUUUGCACUUGUCCAUUUUAACUGAAGUAUUUCACAAGAUUAAUCGAUUACGACAUUUUACAUGGUAUACGUGUAUGAUAACGAACUAAUCGCUAGAAGCUUUACCGAUUAACUUAAGAGAUCUUACCUUUGCGAGAUAAGGUGAUAUUCCCUCUUUAGUCAAUAUUAGGUAGGAGAAAUUUGUAAAUAUCGCGAUUAAUGGUCGAUUGAUCGGACUUUAUCCUAGUUCUAAGGGUAUAAUAGAUCGCUCGAGUAUUGCUUGAAUCCCAAUUAUUUUCUUUUACGCCAUCACAAUUUUCGCGAUUUAAAAUAUUGUCAAUAUUUUUUUCCAGCUGGAAAAACUGAACGUUUUGAUUCACGUUGGCUGGUAGGCAGGUGUGUCGAGGGGGUUAGAGCACAGGUGGGGCAGAGAGCGUGCUCUGGCGGGGACAGAACGCGACGUAAGCCGCGUUCAUUUGUGUGUCGGGGGUGGCGCGGCAAUAAAUAGAUCGUAAACCGUACCCCGGCUAACACACAAACCGGCGGAGCGCGCAUAAUGGUAGGAAACAAUGAAUGCCGUAAUCGGAAACAGUGCCGGUUUGUUAUCUGCCAUUUACACUCCAUUUAACUUCAAACAGUGAAUCGGCUGGCGCGCAUUCGCGUUUUAAAUACACGCGACCUCCGUAGCUAUCCCCGGCUCCACCCCCGCCGCGCCUCCCCCGCCCCUAUGAUCCCCUCCUGCUCGACGUACGGCUUAACAUAGGGUUAACCUGCCGCUCGGAGUGGCUUAAUAUUGCCCGGAAUUGCUUGACUUAUCGCCACUUCCAUUCCUGGCUUAAUGUUUGCUUAUUUCGUCGCUCUGCUGAAUCGUGAUUCGCUCACCUGUGUAUUUCUGUUAUGUUUCCCCCUUUGGUUCUUCCUAUCGAGCACAUUGAUAAUUAAGAAUUUAUCAAAAGCAUCGGAACAGAGGUGAAAUAAAAUAAGGAAACAGAUGGGAUUCGAGCCAAUACAAACGAAUAAAUCUUUUUAAGGAUAAGAAUGAUAAAAAGCUACAGUAUUCUGUACAGCAAUAAUUGCCGUAGUGUGUAUAUAUAUUCGAUCUAGAAGAUUUUUUUUCAAUUUUAAUGAAAAAAAAAAAAAAAUUGAGGGUGUUCUUUCCUCGAUCGCUAAAGGAGACGUUAAUACCGUAAAGGCGACUCAUGGAACAGUCUCCGUGGAAGUUCGACGUUAUCAAAUAACGAUUCUAUAUCGGAUCCACGGAUUUCUUAGAAUAUUGCGGCCCAUACGACGUUGUUCUAGAUAUAUGUGUACGAUGUAAGUCCGAUGUAAAUGACUCUUCAUACAGGUGUAAAAUUAUCAUCGACGUUCUGUUUUGUUUGAUAAGAAUUAUUUAUCACGACGUGUCACGUUGUAUCGGUUCAAUGUAAAUAUCACUCUGUACAUAAGCACUGUAUGUAUUCGGAAUCGUUGUUAAUGAAUAAAAAGAAUA